AUGUUAGUACCACCAGCAUCAAGAGCAACUACUUCUACUGCUACAAAUACUAAACCAACUAGUUCAGAUGAUUCAGUCAUUGACAAUGCUCCUCGUCCACGUCUGAAGCGAUCAACAUCAUGCGGUCAUUUCUCAAAUACCGCCCUUAAUUUGACAAGAACAACGUUCUGUGAUAAAUCCAAUGAUCAUAUUUCAAGUUCAAUAUCAACAUCAUUAUCAUCAUCACUUGUUGAAACUAAUACAUCAUGUGCACUAACUGAUGAUUCCAAUUUUGUCAAUCAAAUGCCAACGUCUUCAAUCUAUACGCUAUCUGGUAAUGCUGAUAUUACAACAACUAUUGAUCCAUCAACAAAAACAUAUAAUGAAUUAAAUCAUCAAUUAUCUUAUACACCUGUCUUAAUUGAUCUAACAAAUAAUGUACCAUUUCCAUCUUCAAGAACUCAAUCUAUGUACCAAACAACACCGAUAUCAUUACCACAAGGGGUGCUUAUUUCUCCAGCUUCUCAAAAUCUUGAAACAUUGCGUAAUUCUAUAUCUUCUUCAUCGUCGUAUCAAAGUCACAACAGUUCAAACACAAAUUCUAUUUCAUUCAAUUCUUCUAAACCAAUAGAUGCAUUAACUAAUGUAAUUGAAAAGUAUAUGACAUCGACCACCUCACAAACUACUAACAAAGGAAAAAGAAGAUCAAUCGAACGACAAUGUGGUGAAAGCCUUACAACUAUGGACGUUCUAAUGCGUUUACAACAAAAACAAAAAGCGAAAAAAAGAAAAACUACAAAGCCUCUCGAAACAACGCUUCAUGGAUCAAAAAAACGUGGUCGUAAAUCUGUAAAUCCACAACAAUUUCUAAACGACAUUGAAGCUAUGGAUGACAGCAACUCAAUACAAUAUUCACAUAGUUCGCUUGCUGCUUUAUCAAUCAAUUCAAAUGAUCUAACAUCUCGGCAAAUUACAUAUGCACCACAUACGGCUUCAGAAACAAAUUUAAUGACAACUUCAUCAACUAUUCAAUAUACACCAUCUACAUAUCCAUCAUAUCCAACAUGCUACCGAUAAUGGUCAUUGGAUAAUUUUAUUGAUUUAUUAUCUUGUAAUACGAUAGUUAAUCGAUUUUGUUUACAAAUUUUACCUGAAAUUCAUAAUAAAAUCAAAUGGCUUGAUCUUAAAUCAUCAUCCAUGAAACAUGUUUUACGUCUUGCUCAUUAUCCAAAUUUAGAUAGUCUUGCUCUUUAUAAUAUUGAUGAAGAAUCAAUUCGAUGUCUUUUUACUGAUGAAACUCUUUCAUCUGAUAUUUUCAAAAAUCAAAUUACAAAACUUUUAAUAACAAUAAAUAAAAAUGAUGAUUAUCUUGAAAUGCUAUUAUCAGUGGUAAAUAUAUAUGAUUACAUCUUCAGUGUUUUUACUUGUCUGAUUUCUGUCGUAUUAUAUGAAUCAUCAUAUAAAAAUUGUGUUCGAUUAAAUUUUAACGAUUCAUUACAUCCAAAUAUUCGUUCUUCAACUCUUUUGAAAUUGAAUAUCAAAGUACAAUGUUUUAAUGAUUGUCUUUAUCUUCUUGAUGGUCGUUUUAAUCAACUUAAUACAUUCCAUGUUGAUUUGCUUAGUAUUCGUAGUCCACAUGAAGUGAAAAAUCAAGGUGAUUUACCAAAUCUAAAGUGUUUUUCUUUGUCUUGUAACUACAAAACAUAUGAUUAUGAUGAAUUGAUUCCACCACUUCUCUAUAGAAUGUCAAAUCUAGAGAAACUCGGUUUGUAUCUUCUGGUUUAUGUUGAACAAACAUUUAUUGAUGGAAACCAUUUGAAAAAAAUGAUUAUUAAUCGUAUGCCAAGAUUAAAUAAAUUCAUAUUUUAUAUUCAGUCAUCUAUGUAUAUUGGUAAUAAAUUCAAUUUGCCAUCAACAGAAGAUAUUCGACGCACACUCAUUGAUUUUCCAGUUCAUAAAAUAAUUUGUUAUCUUAAUUAUUUUCCGGAGGCAGAACAAGGUGUAUGUCACAUUUACUCAUAUCCACCUUUAAUGAAAUAUUACGGCGAUAUUACAAAUUAUUUUUCAGGUGGAUUAUUCAAAUAUGUUCGUGUAGUGUCAUUAAAUGAUGAACGUCCUUUUGAACAUGAAUUUUUUUUUCGAAUUGUUCAAUCAUUUCCAUUUAUGGAACAAUUAACUGUGAUUAAUCGUAAACCACAAAAUCGCAAACAACCUUAUGAAUCAAAUAAUGAUAAUCAAAACUUAUCUGUUAUUGAAUAUUCUUUUCUCAAUACACUUGAUAUUAUCAAUGUCUAUGAUGAUUACAUAGAAGAAUUUCUAUUUGAUACUAAAACGUAUUUUAAAAAUAAUGUUUAUCUUCAAAUCAAUUAUGAAUCUUUAAAACGAGUAACGCAUAAUUUUACAAGAGAUGCUACACGAAUUAAUUGUACCAAAAUAAAUAAAUUAUAUUUACAUGGUAAAUCAAAACGUUCGAAUUCUUUGCAAGAAUAUUUUCCUUAUGCAAAAAUAUGUUAUGUAGAAAUGUUUUGA
This is a messenger RNA of Rotaria sp. Silwood2, 2508 nucleotides long. The record is from the annotation of a GenBank genome assembly. Lineage: Eukaryota; Metazoa; Rotifera; Eurotatoria; Philodinida; Philodinidae.